UGUUGAAUGGGACAGGCUACAUUAAACUACAGCGCCUUGUUUUGCAGCGAGAUAACACCACAUGUGGCACGGCGCAGGGUUUAAAUAGUGCGUCGUUGGCGUUGUGUUUUCUCUCCCUGUGUGUGUGCUGGAUUACUGGUCGGUUUUUGGACUCUAUUCGACCUGAAAUGGAGUAAUAGCUGGAACUUUUUUAACGGCUUUUCCUCCGGUUUCGGAUCUGCUCUGCGAUGAGUGAAGAGGAGCUGAGAAGCUCCCCCGCUGCUUUUAGAGAGUGAGGAGGAUUAGGCUGGAGCUCAGUGGAGGCACGACGGCACUCUCACACGGCAACCAGAGCUGGAGCCAUGAGCAGGGCGCUUACGGAGCACAUCAGCAGUAGCUUCCGAGAAGAUGCUCCUCGUCCCCCGGUGCCGGGGGAGGAGGGAGAGGCGUCAUGCUACAACCCCAGCAGAUCUGCCAAAAUGAGAGCCCAGAGCAAGGUUAAAGAUUCCCCCGCCGUCGCCGCCGCGCCUCCCGGCUCCACACCGCGGAGGAACGAGGAUGGACUCGGGGAGCCAGAGGGCAGCGCGUCUCCGGACUCGCCCUUAGUCCGGUGGACAAAGUCUCUGCAUUUUCUGCUGGGCGACCAAGACGGCGCUCACCUCUUCAAGACCUUCCUGGAGCGGGAGAACUGCGUGGACACUUUGGACUUUUGGUUCGCCUGCAACGGCUUCAGACAGAUGGACUUAAAGGAUACCAAAACGUUGCGAGUUGCCAAAGUUAUUUUCAAGCGGUACAUCGAGAACAACAGCAUUGUCGCCAAGCAGCUGAAACCGGCCACCAAGACCUUCAUAAGGGAUAGUAUUAAGAAGCAACAAAUAGACUCUGCCAUGUUUGACCAGGCACAGACGGAAAUUCAGUCGAACAUGGAAGAGAACGCAUACCAGAUGUUUCUGACCUCUGACAUAUACCUCGAAUACGUGCGCACCGGCUGCGAGAACGCGGCGUACAUGAACCACGGCGGGCUGGGCAGCCUCAAGCUGAUGUGCGGAUACCUUCCUCCUCUCAUUGAGGAAGAGGAAUGGAGUUGUACCGACCUGAAGGCGAAAACUUUGGGCUCUGUGGUUGGACUGUCAGCGAAAAACCUGAGGGCUACUGCUACCAUCCGGACAGCAGCAGAAGUGCUGGAGAACAGUUGCAGGUCCCACCGUCGAGGAGACCCCGCCAGCCCCUACUUUGUCAACUCUGGCUACAUUUUUGCCCCCGCCACCAGUGCCAAUGACAGCGAGAUCUCCAGCGACGCCACGACAGAUGAUUCCAUGUCGAUGACGGACAGUAGCGUAGAUGGAAUCCCUCCAUAUAAACUGGGCACCAAGAAGCAGCUCCAGCGAGAGAUGCAUCGCAGUGUCAAGAUCAAUGGCCAGGUUACGCUACCCCACUUUCCUAGGACACACCGGCUGCCUAAGGAGAUGACCCCUGUCGAGCCCUCAGCUUUCGCCGCCCAGCUCAUUGCCCGGCUGGAGAAGCUGAAGCGAGAGCAGGACACGAUGAGCUCGCUGGAGGAGAGACUGCAGCAGAUCCAGGAGGAGGAGGAAAGAGAGGAGAGCAGUGACCUCACUGGCAGCAACUCCCUCCAUCAUCCUCUGCUCCCGUCUGGUAUCCAGUGUGAGGAAGACCCCCAGGCCAUUUUAGACGAGCACCUGUCACGUGUCCUAAAGACGCCCGGCUGCCAGUCACCAGGUGUGGUUCGGCACUCACCUCGCUCACAUUCCCCAGAUCGGACAAGCACAAUAGUGUCCGCUGGCCAUGGGCCCUUCUUUGGUGCUUACCCUGGGGCCACCAAGGUUCUGAUGACAGGCAGGCAGUCCACAAAGCACAUCCACCACCACUACAUCCACCAUCACCAUGCUGGGCCAAAGACCAAGGAGCAGAUUGAGGCCGAGGCGGCUCAGCGAGUGCAGUGCCUCUGCCCUCAAGGGGGCGCCAAUUACUCCGACUUCACACCUGCUCGCUGCAGCACUUUGUCCAGACGGUCCGUCAAGGCCUCCGAUGAGGCCGUGUCUUCGCCGCGCCUUCCCCUAGUUGCCACCGACCGUUCUCAGAAUGUUUGGCAGUGGAUCCUGGAAAGUGAGAGGCAGGGCAAGCACAAGCCACACAGCACUCAAGGCCUAAAGAAGUCCAACCCGCUCGACUCCAAGACGCUGCCCGGUCGAACCUCAUGGGGUGGAGGGGGCAUUGGCAACGGGGCUCACCUCCGCGGUCACCACCCAGGCCACCCUUUCAUCCAGGACCCAGCCAUGCCACCCCUUCCCCCACCCAACACCCUGGCACAGCUAGAGGAGGCCUGCCGCAGACUAGAAGAGGUUUCCAAGCCGCCAAAACAAAGGCACUCAACAGUAGCCAGCUGCCUUCAGAGAGACCGGAGCCAUCCAGCAGCUGCCUUCCCCACUGGAGGCAGCUCUUUAUCCAGCCCUGGACUCCAAACAGACGAGUCCAAGGAGCUGGUGGUCACCUACUUUUUCUGUGGCGAAGAAAUUCCUUAUCGCAGCAUGAUGAAGACCCACUGCCUCACCUUGGGUCACUUCAAGGAACAGCUCAGCAAGAAAGGCAACUACCGGUACUACUUCAAGAAGGCGAGCGAUGAGUUUGAGUGUGGUGCGGUGUUCGAGGAGGUGUGGGAGGAUGCCACUGUGUUGCCCAUGUACGAGGGCAAAGUCCUGGGCAAAGUGGAGAGGAUGGACUAAAAAAAAAAAAAAGUCCACAUUGCUGCCAACCAACCACCCAAUGCCCUUCCCCUCCCAACCAAAAGCUAAGAAACUUGAGCAAGAGACUCUGUAAUUUACACGAAAAAGAACAAAAAACACUUUGGACUCUUUUUCUUAAUUUUUUAUUUUCUAUUUCUUAAUGUUAAGCUAAACAGAGUUAAUAUAUCCAGCACAAGAGGAGUGAUUGAAGGAAGACGAGCCAAUGAAGUAUGCCGAAACCCAGAGGAGGCGCCGCCCCUCCCUGACUUUCUCAACCAAUCAGCCUUAGAAACACAAGGGAAUGACACGAGAGACUUUAAAGAGAGACCAAUACGAAGAUGAUGAUGAUGAUUGGAGGCCAGUGGGGGGGAGACCCUGCCUCUUCUUGAAUAUAACCACUGAAGAUGUAGAUGACUGUUGUGUUGUGAUGUGACGACAGACUGACAGGCGCUGAAGACGCCACCAACCUGCUCUUAACAUUACACUCCAACAAAAACGUCCAUACGUGUGCAUAUACAUACAUGCAUAUAUGUAUAUAUACAUGUAUUAUAUAUAUAGAUGCUUUUUGUCAUGAGUUGAAAUUUUUUUUAUUAAGUAUUUAUUGAAAAAAAACCAACCUUUUACCCCGUUCCCAAAUCUUCUUAAACCUGUGUCCCUCCCCAAUUUCCCUUAUUUCCAGCCAAUGGGCAAGCUGCUUUGAAUGUUGGGAGAAUACUGUGGUGAUACUGUUUGUUUUUUGUUCAGUUUUUAAUGUUACACAACAGGACGUGACGCUAAGCCUAGCACCUCCCAUAGCCUUGUAGCCACAUCCGACCCAAACUAACAACCUUAUCGGUGGUCUUGUCCGAGGCGCGCUCCCUCCGCUAUUCUAAUGGUCAGUCCCAGUCUUAUAUGCUGCUGAUAGUUUCUACCGUUGAGUUUGCCACACUAGCAUUUCCUCUCCUCCCCUCCUUCUCCCCGUUUCUUUUUUUCCUCUUUGUCUCAGUCCGGACAGAGCUCAAUCUUUUUUGUUGUGCCUUUGUUGGUAAAAACCAGGCAUUGCACAGGGAUGGGGGGGUGGCAGUCGCAGACCCACACAGAGAGGAGACCUAGAGCACAAGUUGUACCAUCUAAUAAUGGCAGUGUUUACAGCCCCAACACCAAAAUAACUUGUGCUAACAAGAAUCAGUUUGGGUCGCUGAGAAACGACUUCUUGAGGAAGUCAGCUAGCGUGUCGGAAAACACAAACACACAAAAAAGACAAAAAUUGAAGAAUAAUGGCUCCAGUAUCUUAUGAAUGUUGUUACAAUAACACCGUAUAUAGCAGAGCUCCUGUGUACAUUGUAAUUAUGCAUUCUGAAGUAUGGAUAGUGACACAUGUGAUGCACACAUAAACUACACAUACACACACAAACAACACAACACAUCCAAAAUCGCUGGUGUUUAAUGAGUACAGCACCUGUGCCUACAUGGAUGCCAUACCAUGUGCUACCCUGUUUCAGGGUUUUAAUAUAUAUCCCUUAGUUUUCAGAAGGGUUUUAUGUUGAAAAGAUAUUUUUAUGCUUUUAAUAAUAUCCUGUAAUCAUGUUUUUUGUUUUGUUUUGUUUUUACACCACGGCCUUUUUUUUGUUUUUGGUUCAUUCUAUCUAAACUGUAAAUUAUACAUUAUAUAAAGAGUUUCAUUUAAAGAUUUACAUGGACCUAUAAUUAUUGUAAUUAUUGAGAGAUGUAGCCUUUAUUAAAGUUUUAUAUUUUUCAAAUGAAA
Acanthochromis polyacanthus (spiny chromis) is the source of this 4464-nucleotide messenger RNA. It is a transcript of the gene axin2, whose product is annotated as axin 2 (conductin, axil). The transcript is spliced from 11 exons. Gene Ontology annotation, biological process: negative regulation of canonical Wnt signaling pathway. Bases 342 to 2720 code for a protein of 792 amino acids. The record is from RefSeq and is a predicted model, not a curated record. NCBI's taxonomy places the organism in Eukaryota, Metazoa, Chordata, Actinopteri, Pomacentridae.